UUCGUCGGACCUGAAGCAGUGGUACAGAUUGACAGAACGAUGAAGUGGCUCGGUGCGAGUAGCGCUGGUGCUGCGGGUGAACCGGCACCUUCUAUGCAAUUGCACCAUCCUUCCGCGAAUGGACACAUACCCACAGAUACAGAACAAUGUGGGCAAGUAAUGGCUGGUGGUGAUAGUAUGCGUAUACAACCUGGUCAAACACAUCAAAUUGGUGUGAAUAGAACUCAAGAUGAUGCCAUGGUUGGUUACGUAUUUCAACGACCUACAGAAGCAGAAUUCAAUGCCCAGUCUUCAGCUUUCCAAACAAAACAAGCACCACGUGCUUGGGCCCUUGCAGAUGAUGCUAUUAUUGAUAAUAAUCCAGAAAAAUGGAAAUAUCCCAUUACUAAACUGAGUGUACCACAACAGAAUCAACCACAACAAUUGGGUCUGCAAACUAUGAACAAUGUUCAUUUACCUUAUGAAAUCCAUCCAAUGCAACUUAAAAGUGGAGCACCAGGAACAGAACAUUUAGUUUACCUUAAUAAUCAAAUGACAGCACAGCAACAAGUUGCCCUCUUUCAUCAUCAACAGCAGCAACAACAACAACAACAACAAUUCAGAAAUGGCCAGGUGACGCGCCGUGCCGAGGGUACCUUGGAGACGGUGGAGAGUUUCGGUGUAGGGUACGGCCAGGGAGCAGGUACGAGCACAGGCGACUGGAUGAAACCACCGGGGGAUCUUUUCCUUUACUGCGACAUGAAGGAUUUGGGGGCCGACAUGAUCGCUCCCUCGGCAAAAAAGCUUUGGGGCGUGGACGAGGGCGGCUCCAAGGACGAAGGGGGUGUAAAAGGCGGUGGGAUACUUCACUUGGGCGACCACCAGAUGUGGCGAGAUUCUACUUGGAGCACCUCGGACCAUGCCGUCUCACAACCGAUCUCCAUGGGCACAGGUAGGCGUGUGGGUGUCGGGACUGGUUAUCAUCAUCAAACAUCAGAAGUUGGAACGGUCCUUAGCCCCAGAAGCAGUGAAACGGGUGGUCUGGGGGUUAAAAUGGUCGAAUACGUCCUCGGGUCGAGCCCUACGACACCUAAAGAUUUGGAACCCAGAAUGGUUUCUCUGAGAUUGAACACUGAUGCAGACAAGAAAGAAAAAGAGAAGGGCUCGGCAAGUCCGUUUGACAGUUCUAAAGAUGACACAGGUCCACAAAACAAUGGAUUAACAUCUCAAAAUGGUCUUGAUGACGACAAAGGAUUUAAUCGUACACCCGGGAGUCGACAACCUUCUCCGGGCGAAGAAGAAUUUCAGAAGAACGCAGCAACGACUCUUGUGAGCGCUGGAGGUGGCGGAGUCGUGUUAUUGAAACCUGGCGUCGAUGUGGUUGGAAGCGAAGAACAUUUCAUGGCCGCCUUUGCAGCGGCUCCGCCGCAUCAUUUGCAACAUCAUCAAGCUCCACCGACGCAUCAUCUUCAGCACCCGCACUCGCAUGCGGCGCAACUCUUUGGUGCACAGGCUCCGCCACCCCCACAGGGCCCGCCACCUUCGCAACAACAACAACAGCAACAGGGGCCCCCACAGGCGCAAGACACCACCACUCACUUUGAUGUUCAGCAACUGUUCCGAAGUCAGCCUCAAGGAGCCACGCCACAGCAGUUGCAGCUCCUGCAGCAACAACAGCAGCAGCAGCAGCAGCAGUACCUAGCCGCCUCGCAAGCUCAACAACAACAACAGCAACAACAACAACAGAACUUUCCCACAGCACCGUAUACUGUAAUCAGCGGACAAGAACCAUAUGUCGGAGCAUUGAUAGCCGGUGCACCACCUCCAGUGGUGCCGCAGUAUUAUGGAGUAGCGCCAUGGGUUUAUCCAGCCGGAUUGUUACCGCAGGCACCUCCUCAAGCUGCCGCUCCGCCGCCGCCUAGGCGACCAUUGACGCCAUCCUCGGCUGCUGCAGCAGCUGCUGUUCAAGACACUGCAAAUAAUUUGGCUCAAACUGUUCAAGGCCAAUAUCAGGUGAUACCAGCGUAUUACGAUCAAAAUGGGUCUAUCGUGAUGGGCGGAGUGCGUGGGUUAAGUUCCGCGGCAACCCCUAUGAGAUUAGUCAGUCCGGCGCCAGUUUUGGUAAACAGAGCUCCGUCACAACCACCACCUGGACCACCGGCUCCACCACCACCAAGUCUAUAUUCUCAGCCAACUCCUACGUCCCAUAGUAACGCAACACCUGGAGAAUGUUUGGGUCUGGCGGCGUGCAGUGCAGCAGCAGUGGUUGCACAGGCUCAAGCAGUCGCGGUGCAGCAGGCACAACAGCAAGGAUCAGGACUAGCCGCAGGUUUAGCGGCACUAGGAUAUGGCGGCUCCCCUCUGGGAGCACUAGGCUCGCCCGCUCAGCUUCAGAGUACAGGUCUAGGUCUUGGCGCUUCUUCGACCGCCCGGAGAGAUUCGUUCGAUAGAAAUACAUCUGCUUUCAGCCCUAGCUUGGAGUACAGCCGUGCAAAAUGGCCUCAAAGUUACGGAGCCCUAGGCACGGUAACUGCAUCGCCAAGCCCAUUAGGAUUAUCCUUAACACCACCGCCAACUUUGGGAGGAUCUUUAGGUGGACUAGUCGGUGGAGCAAGUCGGGUAUCCGCUGCCCCCGGCGCUGAAGCCAAGUUCCGUGCUAGCGCAGUUCCAGCUUUAACAGCCAAUGGGGUCUUCGGCUCUAGUAGCUCUCUUUUCCCGAACUUGGUGGGCAAACCUGGCCGCAGCGGUACGACCAGCAUCGGAGACAAAAAUGCCGGUGGACGAUCACGUUUGUUAGAAGACUUUAGGAAUAACCGAUUCCCGAGUCUUCAGCUACGUGAUUUGGCCAAUCACAUAGUUGAAUUCAGUCAAGAUCAGCAUGGUUCCCGUUUUAUUCAGCAGAAAUUAGAACGUGCUUCGGCUAGCGAAAAACAACUUGUGUUCCAAGAGAUCCUUACUUCUGCUUAUUCAUUGAUGACCGACGUUUUCGGGAAUUAUGUUAUUCAGAAAUUCUUCGAGUUUGGUACGCCGGAACAAAAAUCCACCCUUGCCCAGAAGGUUCGAGGACACGUACUGCCUUUGGCACUGCAAAUGUACGGUUGUAGAGUGAUUCAGAAAGCUCUCGAAUCGAUCGGACCAGAACAGCAACAAGAGAUUGUCCGUGAACUGGACGGGCACGUUCUGAAAUGCGUUAAAGAUCAAAAUGGAAAUCACGUUGUGCAAAAAUGCAUCGAGUGCGUUGAACCACGAGCACUACAAUUCGUAAUAGGAGCUUUUGCUGGUCAAGUAUAUUCCUUGAGUACGCAUCCCUACGGUUGCAGAGUAAUUCAACGUAUUCUCGAACAUUGCACUACUGAACAAACUCAGGGCAUUCUUCAAGAGUUACACGCUGCAACUGACCAACUUAUACAAGAUCAAUAUGGAAAUUACGUGAUCCAACAUGUGCUUGAACAUGGCAAGGCCGAAGACAAGGCACAGUUAAUCAGCAGUGUUAGGGGUAAAGUACUUACUCUCUCUCAACAUAAAUUUGCGAGCAACGUCGUUGAAAAGUGCGUGACCCAUGCUACAAGACAAGAGCGUGCUGUACUCAUUGAAGAAGUAUGCGGAUUUAACGACAACGCAUUGAACGUUAUGAUGAAGGAUCAGUAUGCCAACUACGUGGUUCAGAAAAUGAUCGAUGUAGCAGAACCAGCACAACGUAAAGUAUUGAUGCACAAGAUCCGCCCACAUUUAGGUAGCUUGCGCAAGUACACCUAUGGCAAGCACAUCAUUGUCAAGCUGGAGAAAUUCUUCAUGAAAACUGCAUCCGCGAUGGGGGUAGCAACACCUACAGGUGCUACGAGUGGUGGAGGUGAUCUUGGUCCUAUUGGACCGCCUGCUUCUGCUGCUGGUGCAGUAUCUACACCAGCUCAGCAGCCAACGCAGGUUUUAUAAGCGUACGGUUUCGGAAAGUAACAACUUGAGGAUCUUCGUACGUUCAAAAAAACACGUACUAAGAUCUACAUAAUAUUUAUGCAACGUAUCUAUCGCCAUUAAACAUAUAAUGGACGAGAAAAAAAAAAAUGCAUUUCAAUGUGCCGCUUGUCACGUUGUCCCUUCUUGAAACUAUAAAGCUGAAAGAAGAGAACACACGCGUAUCCAUUUAAGACAAAAAAAAAAAAAAAAAAAGAAGAGAACUACCGAGAUAAUUUUUCUUAUUUUUGCAAAACCAUAAAGAACGAGAGACGCUAACAAUUUGUACAGAUUAACAAGAAUGGACAACGCGAAAUUACGGUACGAGAAGAACGAAUUUUUAGGUCAAAUGUGUGUCAGGAAAAAUCAACUUCUAAAAUAACGUUAGUACAGUGCAUUUUUUCUAUUAGUAAUCAAACGUGCUGUCGAGUAAUAUAUCAAUAGCGAUUUACAUUGAAAUGUCGCGAAAGUUGCAUUAAUAACGUUCGAGAGCCGAGUUUCUUCACACGUGCUGGAUAAGCUUCGAGCAACUAUAUAAAAGGAACUAGUGCUGAGAUCGCUGAUUGUAUUUUAAACGCCACUCAUUUUCAAUGAGUUUUAGAACAGUUUUAACGGCAUGAUAGUUUCAACAAUUUAUAACAUACUUUCCCCUCAUUUUGAGUAAAAUCGUUAGUGAAACCUCUUUAAACUCAGCACCCUUUUGAAAGAGCAUAGGCUCUGUCCUCUGGCAAACAUUUAAACACCUAUGAGAAAAGCAUAAAACAAUGAAUGAGCAAGAGGAGAAGUUAAGUGAGUCAUACGGCUCGUCGCGAUUAAAACUCGGUAAUAAAAACAAAAAUUUUGAAGAAGAGAAAAUUGUGUUUAGACAGCUAGGAUAGAUCUUAGAGCUGCAUGCAUUUAUAUCGAGUUGUAAUGAGGGUGCGAUGGCCGUUAACACCAUGCACGAAAAUGUCUUGAUCGCAAGUGUACCGUACUAUCUUCGCGCGCUGAAAAUAGUGUUUGUGCGGUAUACGUCCGAUCAUUGAAUCAAUAUCGAUUCAGAUUCGAUAGAGGUUAGGAGCUACAGAUAUGUUGAUUAAAUCUAGCAUAGCAUUUGACAUGGGAAUGAAGCUGAGUACCCCUGACCUGACCGCUAAUCUGCCCCCUUGACUGCUUCAAAUUGUUCGCAAAAGAAAGAAAAAAAAGAAAGAAAAGAGGAGAAAAGAGAAAUCGAUUUUAUUACUCGUUCUACGUUUAUAAGAAUUUGGAAGAUGAAUCAGUAUAUUAUGUAUAUGUGUGUAUUUCUCUCGAAGACAGAAUUUAACAAGAGAUGAAAAGAAUGAAACUAAAAGACAGAAACAAAACAAUGAGGAGAGACAUCAAGUCGUUAGCACGGUUCUCCUUUGUUCAUUUUUACGUUUGUCGCUCUAGAGCGCGAAGCAUUUUUUUUUCUACUCUCUUACAUCCUUUUUGCAUCCCUUUUCUCCCGAUCCUUGCCCCUCCGCCCUGUUUCUCCUUUCUCCUAUUCCCGAGAUCCCCAAAUUUUGUAAAUUGUGAUAUAAAUAAAUAACAAAUGUGUAUAGGUACGACGUGACAACCUUAUCGUGAGGAACCGUAAAUUCAAUGAAUAUUUUAUUUUUCACGGGAAUUCUCUCCUUUUUAACGCACUUUGUGAAUAUCGUGUAUUAUAAUAAUUACUAAUUAUAUUAAAUUUAAAUAUGAUUUACGUUCUAAUGCUGCUGACCCUCGAUCAAUAUACGUUAAUAUUUCCCUUUCUCCUACCGUUUUAAAAAUGGUUUCAACCACCCCAUCGAUCUCCCCCUCUAUACACGUGCAAGCACAUACAUUUAUACAUACUUUUCAAUUGUAAAAUAUGAAGAUUUUUGACGAAGGAAACACUCUAGAGAAAAGAAAUCACUUAUGUUCGAAUUCAUCCAAAAAUCCCACCCCUUCUGAUCCAUAUCCCCGAUAACUCCCUUCCAUUUUUAAAUAAUCGCAGCCAUCGCGAUUAUCGCGGUGAUUUUUGAACGUAACCGAGAUCCAUUGUACAUUGUAUAAAUGAUAACGCGUUCUUUAAAAGAAGAAAAACGUCAGGAAAUUACUAUUCCCAAUACGUGUGUAUCUAUAUCUUUUCGCGCCAUUCUUUCCCUACGCCUUUACAACACGUUCACACAUUAGUUCAAACAUAUUAUACACAUCAAGCAUUUCAAUUGUAUUAUAUAUACUGAUCACACAAGACGGUUGGAAAGAGCACCUCUCAGCUGUUUUCAAUAACAUCGUACUUGUUCCUUUUAAUCGAACUUUCGCAUUGUAAAAGGACACGCAUAACUAUAUUUUCUCGUAUAAUUUUUCCUUUCUGUCAUCCUGGAAAUCGACUGGUUCGCUUUAACGAUUAGCUUCGUACAUCGUGCAUGCAUCAUGUAUUUUUGCAUCACUUUCUAUAUUCCUAAGAUUUUGUUGUGAAGCAGUUCAUCGAUAAAAAUAAUCAAUUUCAUAGCGUUCUUUCCCCAAGGAUUUUCUUUUGUACAAUUCACCUAUAUACUACUUUUACUUCAUUUCGGUGACUUUUACGCAUACUUCGUUGCGUAGGAGGAUUUUUAUAUUUGUUUAAGACGUAUUCCUAGAGGAAUAAAAAUUGAGAUCAAAAUUGAAAAUUUAUUAUUCCAUUUUUUAAGACAAAAUUGGAAUAACCUGCAGCUUGUUCUUAAGAGGGAUUUUAGAAAAUUCGAAGAACGGAAAGCAUUUCGAAGUAGAACGUUUCAUCUAAAUCACUUCACGAGUAUGUAUGUAUAUAAUUAUUCUUCAUCGAGAGAUUCUCGACGGUUGUACAAAAAGAAAAUCUCGCUAAGUUUUUAAAUUCGACGUUCGUGUGCGCCACACAUUUGCCACACCUAUUUGUAUACAUUCGAAAAAAGUAGAAGUUCGUUGCGUGUUGCAUUCUCACAGCCGAUAGAUAGUUGUAAUAAGAUCGAGUUGUAUCUCAACUGUGUACAAUGUAUAAUAUUUUGUUAACUUAGAUGUUAAACGUGUAGAAUUCUAAAAAGAAACAAAAAAUAGAGGAACAAGAAAAAAAAGAUAGAAGGAACCAGCGCAAACAACUCAAGGUCCGUCAGGGUUUUGUACAAAAAAGAUAGGAAAAAGAAAAGGGAAAAGGAAAGAAAAGGAAAGAGCUAAAAAGAAAGAAGAGGAAGAAAAUAGCCGCUUUCUUUGUAACAUAUUGUAAAUAACGAUUUAUUAACGAAAUUGACAAAUUUUUAGGUAAACCCUUUCUCUCUUUCUCUUUCGUCUUUGCUGGAGGAUUGCUGUCAAAAAGUAAUAAUGGCGCGACAGGUUCAAAAGUAGGGAGGAAAUGUUUGGAAAUGUUUAGGAGGGGAAGUGCGUAAGACUCAGUACUUAUAGGGUUUUAAACGACCGUUCGUUCUUUCUCGUUUGCUUCCCUCCAAUCUGCCCACGGAUUCUCUGAGUAAUUCGAUCGAUUGGUACUGGUACUCGUGGAGAAUGGAUGAUAACGUACGCGAGCUACCGUUCCCCACACCUGAAUUCGAUCUUUUCGGAAAUCGCUGAGAGGAGGCUGCUCGUUUUAGAGCCGCGAAUAGCAAACAAAAGAAUAUCGAGGACAUAGAAAAAAAAAGAGAAAUUAAAGAUGAAAAACAGUGUCACAUGUACGAUAUAAACGAAACGGAAAAACUCAACAUAUACAGGACAGAGACAUUCCAACCGCCACUUUUCACCCUCAGCCGACAGGAUACUUUGCCGUUUUUAAAACGCGGGUUACAUAAAUAUGCAACGUUAAUAUGUUGUAUUAAUAUUUAAUAAGGAAUGACGAUAGUUCCUUCGUCCGUGUAAAUCGCGCGCAUCAUCUGUAAAUUAAACGUCGGAAUUCAACAUCUCAUUUGUAAUAGAACCAUCGAUAAUCACCCUGUCGAGUUAGGAAAAAAAAAAAAACGCAAAAAAUGAAUACCGAAGAGUCACUCAACAAAAGCGAAAAUCGAACGCAAAAUCUCAUGUCUUAUCAGCUAAGGUUAUUCAUUAUUAUUAUACUUUUAUUAUUAUUAUAAUUAUAUUAUUAAUAUUCUUAUUAUGAUUCUUAUCAUUAUUAUUAUGAUUCUUCUUCUUAUUAUUAUUAUUAUUAUUAUUAUUUCUGCUAUAAUUAUCAAUAUUGUUUGAUUACCUUUCCUCUACGGAUUAUUAUUGUUAUUACUAAUAAUUGCUUUAUACACACUUUUAUAUAUAUAUAUAUAUAUAUAUAUACAUACAUACAUACAUACAUGCAUACAUAUAUAUACAUAUAUAUAUAUAUAUAUGUGCGUAUAUAUAUAUAUGCAAACACGAGUAUGACAAACACACGUAUAUAACGCUUUAUAAAUAUGAUACAUAAAAUAGUACGAACACAUUUUUUUAUGCUCCGGCUUUUUCAUUUUGCCCUUUCGAAGCAAGAAUAAAAGAAAAGAUACGAAUCUUUACUUUAAUUAAAAGAUAAAAAAUGAAAAAAAAAACAGUUUAGUGCAAAUGUUUAGCGAUAGGUUGACAACCUUAUUGCUGUCGUGUUAUAUAUAUAUAUACAUCUCUACUUAAGCUUCUGAGGAAUGGAAAAGAAAUUCAUCAAUAACUUUUGAUUAUAAAUAGUGUAAAUUUUUUAUAUAGCGCGUGAAGGAUGAAAUAAGUAUUGGUUGCGCGACUUCUACGAUGUGCACGUGCACCAUGUAUAAAACAAAACGUAAAGAGCGGGAAAAAGAUGAAAAAAUCGGAAUUAUACGUUUAUGGUACACAUAACAUUACACACGACGGUUUUUCGAUUUUUUUUUUUUUGUAACUUUGAACUUUGUAUUUUUUCACCGUUCGUUCUUUUCCUGCAUUACGGAUUGUGCGAUCUCAGAUCCGUCUGCGAAAUUUGUCUAGUUAUAGCGAAUCGUACAUCCUAUUCCUUGAGAGCGUGUACUCUUUGUAAAAUAUGUAAAAGUGCGAUACAUAUUAUUCAGUAUUUCUGUGUACGCAGUUUGGUAUGUCUUUUUGUAAAUUUCUGUGCUAUUAUACGAUUCGUCACCGAGUAAUGAAAAAUUUUGUUAAUAAAGGAUCCGAAUCGCGGGAUUUGUAACGCAAA
This is a messenger RNA of Bombus pascuorum, 9010 nucleotides long. It is a transcript of the gene pum, whose product is annotated as pumilio homolog 2-like. The transcript is spliced from 19 exons. Gene Ontology annotation, cellular component: cytoplasm; nucleus. Bases 40 to 3912 code for a protein of 1290 amino acids. NCBI's taxonomy places the organism in Eukaryota, Metazoa, Arthropoda, Insecta, Hymenoptera, Apidae. The record is from RefSeq and is a predicted model, not a curated record. Gene Ontology annotation, biological process: post-transcriptional regulation of gene expression. Gene Ontology annotation, molecular function: mRNA 3'-UTR binding.